Messenger RNA from Racocetra persica, 409 nucleotides. The record is from the annotation of a GenBank genome assembly. Lineage: Eukaryota; Fungi; Glomeromycota; Glomeromycetes; Diversisporales; Gigasporaceae.
AAUUGAUAAAACUGUUAAAUUACCUAGAAUGUAUUGGACAGGAGAUACUGCUGUAGAUUUAUUUUCACCAAAUAAAUGUGUUGUGUUGCCAAAUUCUUCAAUUAUUUUGAAUACUAAACAACAAAUUAAAAUUCUAGAUAGAUAUAGAGGUGUACUUAAGACGAGAAGUAGCAUAGGAUUUUUAGGUGUUUUCGUUUUCGAAGGACUUAUAGAUUCUAAUUAUACCAGUGAACUCAAGAUAAAAAUAUUUAAUACCAGUGAUGAGCCAUUCGAAAUAACCACAAGCAAUGCAGUUGCACAGAUGACAAUUGAAAAAUACGAGGAGUUAAAAAUCGAAGAGGUUGAUGAAUUUGAAACUACUGCACGUAAUGAAUUAGGUUUUGGUAGUUCUAAUUCGGAAAAUAAUUAG